Messenger RNA from Armigeres subalbatus, 4218 nucleotides. RefSeq lists its product as uncharacterized. Bases 1 to 4218 code for a protein of 1405 amino acids. NCBI's taxonomy places the organism in Eukaryota, Metazoa, Arthropoda, Insecta, Diptera, Culicidae. The record is from RefSeq and is a predicted model, not a curated record. The transcript is spliced from 3 exons.
AUGCCUAAGCUGCCGUCGAUGAAAAUUCUGUUAACCAAGGCGAAGUCUCAUCAGUGUCUCUUCAACGAAAUCUGUACUUUCGUUGAUCAACUCAAUGCAGAAACCACAGCGAAUCAACUGACCGUUCGAAUGGAAAACUUUGACGGGCUCUGGGAAAACAUCAACGAGGCGCUGAAUGCAAUCGAGACCCAUGAUGAUUAUCCCGAUGGAUAUGAAAGCUGUAGCAAGGAGCGUGCAGAGUAUGGUAACCGCUAUUACGACUACAAGGCGAGGAUUUUGGAUCGACUGAAGCAGCUAGAGCAACCUAGACAGACCACUUCCGAUCGAGCACAGGGCUCUGGGAUGCAUGAUGUGGCGGAACACGUGCGUCUACCGCAGAUUAAGCUGCAAACCUUCGAUGGAAACAUCGACGAAUGGCUAAGCUUUCGUGACCUGUACACUUCGUUGAUUCACCUGAAAGCGGACUUACCUGAUGUCGAAAAGUUCCAUUAUCUGAAGGGCUGUUUGGCGGGGGAAGCCAAGUCGCUGAUAGAUCCACUAGCCAUCACCAAUAUCAACUACCAAGUAGCCUGGAAGACACUUAUGAACCGGUACAACGACAGCAAGUUGCUGAAAAGACGUCAGGUGCAAACCCUAUUCAAAUUACCGUCUCUCGGGAAGGAGUCUGCAUCCGAACUUCAAUCGUUGCUGGAGAAGUUCGAACGUGUAAUCCAAACUUUGGAUCAAAUCGUCCAGCCAGCAGAUUACAAAGACUUGCUGUUGGUGGAAAUCAUGUGCUCCCGAUUGGACCCAACCACAAGGCGCUGUUGGGAGGAGAAUUCUGCUACAAAGGAGCAGGAUAAGGUGAAGGAUUUGAUCGACUUUCUGCAGACCAGGAUCAAGAUUCUUGGAUCCCUUCCGUUGAAACCUUCCGAGAAAAGAGAAACGCCGAAGAUGCCUUACCGAAAACCAUCGCUCACCCGAUCGAGUCACAAUGCAGUUUACAACACUGGAUUACGCUGCUUAGCUUGUUCAGAAUCCCACCUGCUCUUCCAAUGCCCAGCGUUUCAGAGGAUGUCUGUGUCAUCUCGAGAUAAACUGCUACGGAGCCAUUCGCUGUGCAGAAAUUGUUUCCGAUGUGGUCACCAGGCCAACGAGUGCACGUCGAAAUAUGUCUGCCGUAGCUGCAAGGGAAAGCAUCAUACACUAGUGUGUUUCCAUUCCGAAAAUACCACUAGAAGGGGUACCUCUGCUGAUCGACCAAGCAGCAGUAGUGCACAGUCGUCUAGUGAGACCAAUUCCAACACAGCCGACGAUACAACAGUGUCUUAUAAUAUGGCGAUCGAUCACUCAGCUCCAGUAUUUCUGGUCACCGCCAUCGUUCUAGUGGAUGACGACGAAGGAGUAGCCUUUCCAACUCGGGCGCUCCUAGAUUCAGGAUCUGGAUGUAAUUUCAUGGCAGAGCGCCUCUGUCAGAAAAUGAAGAUUAAGCGAAAGCGCUCGAACAUCGACGUUGUGGGAAUCGGACAGUCUAAUAUGAAGGUGCGACAUCGCGUCGAAGCCAAAAUCAAGUCGCGAGUUUCACCAUUCUCGCAGAGCAUGGAGUUUCUCAUGCUUCCGACCGUUACGUCGAAUUUUCCAACUACAAGUGUCCGACGUGCAGAUUGGAAAAUACCUGAAGGUGUGGAACUGGCAGAUCCAUCCUUCUUCGAAUCAGCUGCUGUCGAUCUGGUGAUUGGUAUCCAACAUUUCUUUGAUCUCAUCAAAUCCAGAAAGAUAUCUUUGGGAAAUGGGCUCCCGACGUUGAAUGAGUCUGUUUUUGGCUGGAUUGUUUCUGGUGUGGUCAACGAUGCCGGUGCUGUAGUCCAAAAAUCCUGCUACACAGCAAUGGCUACCGGUUUCGAGGAGCUGAUCAAUCGGUUUUGGAGCUGCGAAGAAUUGGAAACCAGCAACAACUAUUCCCCAGAAGAGGAGAGAUGCGAGGAGCAUUUCAAGCGAACCGUGCGGAGAUCCAAAAAUGGACGGUACACCGUAUCGUAUCCAAGGAACCAUGACAAAUUAGUCGAAUUGGGCGAGUCAAGGGACAUUGCGCUUCGACGACUUUUAUGGUUGGAACGUAGACUGGAUAGGGAUCUAGAGCUACACGAACAGUACAAGCAGUUCAUGGUGGAGUACGGACAACUCGGGCACAUGCGCAAGGUGGUCGAUACAGGGAAAGAGGGUUCCCUCCAAAGGUGUUUCCUUCCACACCAUCCAGUUGUCAAACAGGACAGUACAACGACUAAGGUUAGAGUUGUAUUCGAUGCAUCAUUCAAAACACGUUCAGGAACGUCUCUCAACGAUGCCUUGCUGGUAGGGCCAGUAAUCCAGGACGAUCUACGAGCAAUCAUCCUACGUUAUCGUAUGGUUCGCAUUAUGUUGGUUGCCGAUGUUGAGAACUUGUUCCGCCAAAUUCUCAUCUGUCAAGACGACAUUCCUCUCCAAACCAUCUUGUGGCGGACAGAUGAACAAUCCGAUAUCCAAUGGUAUGAACUAACCACCGUUACUUACGGUACCAAACCUGCUCCCUAUCUAGCUACGCGCACGCUGCAGCAACUAGCUGAAGAUGAGCAACUCCAAUUCCCUAUGGCGGUAAGGGCUGUCAACAAGGACGUGUAUAUGGAUGACGUCCUGACUGGUACAAACACCGAAAAGGAAGAUAUGGAGCUGAUGACCCAACUCGUUUCGAUGCUAUCCAAAAUGUUGAAAGAUAUUCCCAAAGAAAAUCUAGCGAUCGUCAAUACCGAAGAAGUAUCGCUAGACCCCGACCCAUCUGUGAAAACCCUAGAUUUGGUUUGGUUACCAGGAACCGAUCGUAUCAAAUUCCGCUUUAAGGUCUGUAUUCCAAGUUUUGACGAUGAUCUGUCAAAACGGAAGGUACUCUCGAUAAUAGCCUCAUUAUUCGAUCCACUUGGUUUGAUCGGAGCGGUCAUCUUGCGAGCGAAGCUGUUUAUGCAAUUACUUUGGACGCAAGAAGAUGAGGAAGGAAACCGAUUAGGCUGGGAUCAGCCUUUACCCCCGAAGCUGCUGGCAGAAUGGCAGGCUUUUCACCAUCAACUACCCCGACUGAACGAGUUGAUCAUUCAACGUUGCGUUGUUUUACCAGAAUCAGCGAAGGUUCAUUUGCAUAUCUUCUCGGAUGCCUCAGAGCGUGCAUAUGGAACAUGUGCGUACAUCCGGAGCGAGAAUCACAAAGGAGAAGUUUGGGCUGCUUUAUUGACAUCAAAAUCCAAGGUGGCACCGUUGAGGCGCCAAUCAAUUCCCCGGCUGGAGCUAUGCGGAGCAUUGCUUUCCGCGCAGUUGGCAGAGAAAAUCCUAGAGUCGAUCCAGGUUCCAAUGGAGGUGUUCUUUUGGUCCGACUCAACUUGCGCUUUCCAAUGGAUUAAGGGAAAUCCUUCAAUGUGGACAACAUUCGUUGGCAAUCGUGUAGCCAAGAUCCAACGAAUAACCGAAAAAUAUUCAUGGAACCAUGUUGCCGGAGUGGACAAUCCGGCGGACCUAAUAUCCCGAGGUAUUGGACCCGAUCAAAUCCAUACCUGCACACUAUGGUGGGAAGGCCCACCAUGGCUCAAGAAGAUGAGAGAAGAAUGGCCAAGUUCAUCAGCAACUCCCGUUGCACAAGAUGUUGAAGCAGAGUUUCGUUCAACAGCACAUUGUGCUAAUGAAAAGCCCGAAGGUUUUGUGGGCUGGUACAUUUCCAAGUUCCCUUCGUACACAGAUGUGCUGAGGCAAACAGCAAUCUGGCAGCGUUUGAUUCGAAUACUGCGGAAGGAGGAUCCGAAGCCGACCGGUUUUCUAACAGUGAAGGAGUUAGGUGAAGCCGAAAUCACUAUCAUACGCAAUCUUCAACAGGAAGAAUUCUCGAGCGAAUGGAAAUCUCUUUCUCUGAAGAAACCAAUACCAAAGAGCUCAUCACUACGAUGGUGGAGAACGGAGUACUUGUCGCUACUACAGAGCCGGACAAAGCGUUGGAAACCACCAGUUGAGAUCACCGUUGGAAAAUUCGUGGUCCUGAAGAACGAAAAUUCCCCUCCGGCCCAAUGGAAACUUGGGCGCAUAAUGGAAGUACAUCCUGGCAGCGAUGGAGUCGUUAGGGUGGUGUCCGUCAAAACCGCCACUGGAUACCUAAAGCGUCCUGUGGAGAAAGUAUGCCUACUACCACCAGCUAAUCAACCGCCAGACGAAGAGAACCAAAGUUGA